AUGGCUGAUGAUGCCUUGGCGCUUGGCCUCGCUGCCUGGGAGAAGGACGCCGCCUUCGUGGGGGGACCCUGGGCGCUGCUUGCCUGCGCCACCUGCCGAUGCCUCCAAGUGCCGCAGUUGCAGCUCUCUUUCGUGCUCACAGGGCUACCACCGGAACCGCUGUCUUCUUCACUUGCACUCCUCGCUCUCCCAGCUGCCACCGGGAGGAUGAACACAGCAUCUGCCUGCUCUUCCGCAAGCGCACCGGUGGGAGGCUUCCUCUCAGAGAAGCCAUACACGCCGCCAUCCUGGGCAAGGCACCUCUCCCUUGUCCCUUCCCACGCCUACUCGCUCGGCCAUUUCCCAACACCAAUUCAUAUAUGGAAACUACCCAAUCUGCCGCAAGGCACAGAAAUAUGGAUCAAGCGAGAUGAUCUGUCUGGCAUGCAGUUGAGCGGAAACAAGGUCCGGAAGCUGGAAUUUCUAAUGGCAGAUGCCGUGGCACAGGGUGCGGACUGCAUUAUCACCCUUGGUGGUAUCCAGAGCAGCCAUUGCCGUGCGUCCGCUGUGGCAGCCAAGUAUCUCAAUCUUGACUGCUAUUUGAUACUACGUACAACCAAGGAUCUUGUAGAUAAGGACCCUGGUUUGGUGGGCAAUCUCCUUGUUGAGAGAUUGGUUGGCGCACACAUUGACCUUAUAUCAGAAGAAGAUUAUACCGAAAUCGGCGGUGAGAUCUGA
Panicum hallii is the source of this 717-nucleotide messenger RNA. RefSeq names its product putative D-cysteine desulfhydrase 1, mitochondrial. The record is from RefSeq and is a predicted model, not a curated record. The coding region runs from base 1 to 717 and encodes 238 amino acids. The transcript has 6 exons. NCBI's taxonomy places the organism in Eukaryota, Viridiplantae, Streptophyta, Magnoliopsida, Poales, Poaceae. Gene Ontology annotation, molecular function: D-cysteine desulfhydrase activity.